GAUCACUCAAAUCCCUUCAAUUCAACUGGAAAGCUGCAGCUUGUUGCACGCCGGCCGCAUAUGGAGAGGAAAAGCUUUCAAUCCAGAGAGGGCACCAACCAAACAGCAGGCGAAAGUGGCUGAUGUUGUGACAGUUUCCCAGAGCAAAAGAAAGAGGGAGAGAAACCACAACACUGCAACUUGGAUAUCAGAAACCGCUCUCUCUCUCUCUCUCUCUCUCUCUCUCUCUCUCUCUCUCUCUCUCUCUCUCUCUCUCUCUCUCUCUUUUACUCUCUCACCCACCAAAUCGACUUUGAACCUGUUUGUUUAAAUACACGGACUUUACAGCCUGCAGACUUACUGUUGAUUCUGUAAGGCGGAGGGAGCGAAGUUUCUCAAUUUGGGUCAAUUUUGGAGCCGCUAUAAACUUUUUGGUGUCCUCAUGGUGCCCGGUGCCGCCGAGGUGCCCGACGCAGUGAAUGAGCUUCUCUUAUCCGAGAUUUUCGGACGAGACGUUGCGGCUGUCACCGACCAUGGAGUCCGGAACUGAACCGGGGAGGUACUGAAGACAUCUCUCUCCCCCGGGAGAGUCCUCCCUCCCCCCGGGGCGAUGCGGAUCUCCUUCCUUCUUCUCACCGCCUCUCUGUGUGCCUUGGUCCUCCUCUUCGCACCUGCCUCGGAGGGCUGCGGGCCGGGGAGGGGGUACGGUAAGAGGCGGCUUCCAAAGAAGCUCAUCCCGCUAGCCUACAAGCAGUUCAGCCCCAACGUAGCCGAGAAGACCUUGGGAGCCAGCGGGCGGCCCGAGGGCAAAAUAACGCGCAACUCCGAGCGCUUUAAAGAACUAACGCCGAAUUACAAUACAGAUAUUAUCUUCAAAGAUGAGGAGGACACGGGCGCCGACAGGCUCAUGACCCAGCGUUGUAAAGACAAGUUAAACUCUCUGGCCAUCUCUGUGAUGAACAUGUGGCCGGGUGUGAAGCUGAGAGUGACAGAGGGCUGGGAUGAGGACGGCCAUCAUUCAGAGGACUCACUGCACUAUGAGGGACGUGCUGUUGACAUCACCACCUCUGACAGGGACAGAAACAAAUAUGCCAUGUUGGCCCGGCUGGCAGUAGAAGCAGGAUUUGACUGGGUCUACUACGAGUCCAAGGCCCACAUUCACUGUAGCGUCAAAUCAGAACAUUCUGUGGCAGCCAAAACUGGAGGUUGUUUCCCUGGUGAUGCUCAGGUUAUCCUCGAGGGUGGAGCUACUAAACAGAUGCGCGAUCUUCACCCUGGUGAACGUGUUUUGGCUUCUUCAACGACAGAUGGCCAUGGCCCGCUUCUCUACAGCCCAAUAUUAUCCUUUUUGGAUCGCCAGCCCAACAUCACAAAGAUCUUCUACGUCAUUGGCACCGACGCAGGACUUAAUAUUACACUCACAGCGGCACACCUGAUCUUUGUCACAGACUGUACUGGUGGGCUGAGUGAGCCAGCGUGCGAAGAGACAGCUGAAGGGCCAUUUCUGGGCUCUAUACGUGGGGCCAGGCCUAGCGAGGAGGCAGGUCUCAGGACAGUUUUUGCCAGCGAGGUCCAGCCCGGACAGUGCGUGCUAACGUCGCAAGAGAAAGGGGCAAAACUUUCAGUCGUGACCUUUGUAGAGGAGAAGAAAAUCACUGGGUUAUAUGCCCCACUAACCCAGCACGGUUCUAUAGUGGUGAACGGCAUACUGGCAUCCUGCUAUGCUGCUGUGGACAAUCACCAUUUGGCCCACUGGGUUCUGGCCCCACUGCAAUUCUUCUACAGCUUCAUGGGACCUUCAGAACCGCAGACUGAUGGACUGCACUGGUACCCUUGGCUUCUACAGAAGCUGGGGGAAAUGCUGCUGGAUGCUGGACACUUCCACCCCUGGGGGAUCGAGCAAGGACAUAGAUAGAAGCCACAGAGACAUGUUUCACACUGAUGACUUCAUCCACUUGCCUGUAUUCAGGAGCACCAAAGCACAGAACAGAGCGUUCUUUCUCUAUAGAAAUGAGUGACUAAAGACAAUUGAUUUUAUAGUGCAAAUGUGUUUUUUUUUUUACUAACUCUACUUGCCUGUAUUUGCUGUACUUCAACAAACUCGUUUUUGUAGCACAUGUAACAAUGUGCAAGAGAUUUGAUUAAGAUUUGUUUCAUACUGGCAUUUCCAGAUUCAUUGAUGCCAGCAGAGCGACUGAGGUGUGACAGAAAAUCAAAGACAGUUUUGUAAGUACUUGGUAAAUUUAACUUGGACACCAACAGAAACACUGACAUAAGUGUCUCGAGUUCGAGUUUAACGUUGAAACUAUAAGUUUUACUUCACCUCAGUGCUCCUCAGAGAUCAGAAACAAGGACUGUGAUUUAAAAUGAUUGCUUUUAUAAGAACAAAUCAGUAAUUAGGGGAGUUAAACAAUCAGGUUUCAUCAUUCUUUUGUACUGUAUUUGAUUCAUCAACACUUAAGCAUCUUUAGAUCAAGCUGAGGCAUACUGAUACUGAAAAACACAUGAGGAUACCUUUGAUGACAAUUCUUGAGAUCUUCAGGUGUCAGAGAGGUUAAGGUGAAAUGACAUGAAGGAAACAUUUGAGGAGGAGGAAGAAAAGACAAACCAACAUGGAGAAAACUAGUGACUGAUCAAGGUGUGAUUUGAAGCUCUACAUGCACAUCUACAUGUUAUUUAUACAGUUAAAUAAUGUUAUGAAGUAAAGGAAGAAAAUGACGAAUGAACUUUGCUCUGUUUACUCUUAUCGCACUAAAUCCACUGAUUCUUCACUCUUCUCUGUAGAGUCUGUAUUGUAUAAAUGUAUGUUAAACAAAAUCAUAUUUAACUGGACCAUUUACAAAGCUCGUUACAAUGUGGAUGAUGAAGUUCUGUGUAUUUACUGAAUGCAGUGUAGCAAUGUGCGGGUGUUGCAUUGAAGCUUCACAUCUGAAAAGGGCUUUAUUAGAAAAUUAUUGAAUGGCAGGGAAUGAUCUGGCAUUCUGUUGUUUGAUGGACAUGUUAUUUAUGUAGCAGUAUGUUCACAUAUAGCUCUAAUUUACAUUUGUGAAGUACUGAUGCAAGAUAAAUGCAUGGUAUUUCAAUGGCCACACUGUCAGUCUGUUCAUUUAAACAUCUUCAUAUUGUUAUCAGGUAUUUUAUUUAAAUGGUUUUAUUUUGUGACAUGUUUUUCAUUGUUUCAGGUUUAUAACUUUCAGGUCAGUGGUAUCUAGUUAAGACAUACAACACUCAGGCUGUAUUCAACUACUGUAUUAAUUAAGCAACAGCUAUGCAACAUGUAAGUAACAGUUAUCUUUUACCUUAAAUAGUAAGAGUUUAUUUGAUGGCUCUUCUUUGCAUGAUGUUUUUCGUAUUUUGUCCAUAGACUUCAAUUGGCAGAGGUACAGCAAAUCUGAUUUUUAAAACUAUGGGAAGCGGAUCUAAUCUUUGGUUGAAUGUGGAUAAACAUAUAGUUCAUUUUACCCAUGUCAGGAGACACUUGUUGAGUAUGCUUUGUGAAGACCCAAACAUUUCAAUUAUCUAGGAAAUCCAAGGCAAAGACUUGUCAAAUAUGUAUAUUAAGAUAUUGUCGGAGAAACUAUUUAAAGAUCUAUUUUUAAAAAAUAAUGUAAAUGUAUUAUUAUUUUUGGCAA
Molecule: messenger RNA, 3611 nt
Organism: Thunnus maccoyii (southern bluefin tuna)
Lineage: Eukaryota; Metazoa; Chordata; Actinopteri; Scombriformes; Scombridae
Product: indian hedgehog B protein-like
Exons: 4
Coding region: 590-1894 (434 amino acids)
Biological process (GO): multicellular organism development; smoothened signaling pathway; intein-mediated protein splicing
Molecular function (GO): patched binding; calcium ion binding
Source: RefSeq, a predicted model, not a curated record